ACGAUAAGGUAAUAUUGCAGUAGUGGUAAAGAGCUUGAAUUGAGCUAAAGGCUGUGUGCCGGGCUAAAAGCACUGGCUAUACGCUAAGUCACGUGCAGUGGCACCACGUGACUGGCACCACGUAAUAAGUCCCCCCCUUCAGACUCAAAAGACGACGUCCUCGUCGCAAUACAGCCAUUCUAGGCUACCCAAAUAAGAAGUCUACUAGUAUGGAGCGUCCUUCUCCCCCCCCUGUAAGACAAGCAAGCAAGCCAUGGUAACGUAUAUCCCAAAAUAUGCCCCCUACUUGUAUAUUGCCUCCUUUUCUACCAUACUUCUUGUUCGCGCCGUAUCCAGUCUUAAUAACCUCCCAAUUGCAACUACCAUGUUAAAGACUUGGGGAGGUGAGGAAUCGGACGACUCUGCCGGUGAGGGUGUAUAUGGCACGAAGCUCUUUCUGCAGGGGCGAGGGGAAUAUCGCUUUGUUACUAUAGUAAUUCGUACCGUAUCGUGAGGUCAAUCGAUCGUAAUUAUUGCAUUGCUACCAUAUGUUACGAUAAGGUGAUAUUGCAGUGGU
This is a messenger RNA of Hyaloscypha bicolor E, 556 nucleotides long. RefSeq lists its product as uncharacterized. NCBI's taxonomy places the organism in Eukaryota, Fungi, Ascomycota, Leotiomycetes, Helotiales, Hyaloscyphaceae. The annotation marks the transcript as partial. The transcript is spliced from 3 exons. The record is from RefSeq and is a predicted model, not a curated record.